Molecule: messenger RNA, 1018 nt
Organism: Anopheles stephensi (Asian malaria mosquito)
Lineage: Eukaryota; Metazoa; Arthropoda; Insecta; Diptera; Culicidae
Product: trypsin I-P38-like
Exons: 2
Coding region: 111-962 (283 amino acids)
Biological process (GO): proteolysis
Molecular function (GO): serine-type endopeptidase activity
Source: RefSeq, a predicted model, not a curated record
UGCUCAAAUUAUCGUGCCGGUGGGAUGGAACGAUAAGAUGGCUCACUUUUUCCUGCCAUUGGCAUUGAUUACAGUGCGCGUGCUUAGUAUCGAUCUAGCGUUCGGCAGCAAUGCAGUGGACAAUUUUUCUCGUUUGUUUGGCGAUCGCCAUUCCGCACAUUCGGGCAGAUAGCGCCCAGUCGGAGGUGGUAGAUCGGGCACCGCGCCUGCUCGGCGGUACCAAUGCACCCUGGGGUCAGUUCCCGUCGGCCGUAUCGAUUAACACCACGUUCAAUCUGCACUGCGGCGGUGCGGUCGUUGAUCGGCAGCACGUACUGACCGCGGCCCAGUGCGUGUUCAACGCGAACCAGCGACUGAUCGACCCGUACUGGAUCACGGUUCGGGCGGGCGACAUUGCGCUUGCACCGGUCGGUGCCCGUCGGCAGACGCGCAAGGUGACGCAAAUCUUCGUCCAUCCGCAGUUCAACAUCCGGACGCUGGAGAAUGAUGUGGCCGUGCUGCGGUUGGACCGUCCGUACGAGCUGCCCUCCAACACGAUCAAUGUGGCCAACCGGACGCGCCGCAUUGUGCCGAACGGUGCCAACUGUCAGUUUGCCGGUUGGGGUGCGUCGGCGACUGCGGUCAACGCACCGGUCAACGUGCUGCAGCGCUUCCUGCCGAUGACGGUGAACGAUCGGGACACGUGCAAUCAGGCCACGAUGCAUGCCGGGCGGGUGCAGGAAAGCCAACUGUGCGCUGGCAACACGGGCGCCUCGAACAAUGCGGCACCGUGCAACGGUAAUGCUGGCACCGGGCUGUACUGCGAGCGGGUCCUCGUCGGUACGCUGUCGUUCGGUAUCAACUGUGGCAUUGCCAACAAUCCGCCGAUAUUUACGCAGGUGCGGUUCUACAACGAUUGGAUCGAUCGGCAGUUUAACCAGACGGUGGGUUUGCCGGCUGGGUGGACUCCGGCGGUGCUGUAAUGGGUUGACGAAGUUGGAGAACAAUAAAGGUGAUCAAGCUGAAGUUCUGCACUGUA